AUGGACAGACUCCGCCGACCGGAAUCCUUCGAUGAUGUGUCUGCAGAGGGGCUGUUCCGUGCCACCACCGUGCCGGCGAUCCUCGCCAAGCAGGGAGCCAUCUUCAUGCAAGGUUUGCCAGGUCUCCUCGAAGCAGGUGGCCUUCACUCCGCGAUGACUCCGACUAAGCAGGAGGUGCUUCAAGCAGGAUCCUUCAUCUUCGACUCCUCUUCCCGCGCCAACUCUCGGGUGGACGUUUUUGUAAGCCAUUGCUGGAGCUCGGGCCGCUGGAAGAAGUUUCUGGCGCUGUGCCUCUACUUCAACCUGGCAGCAGCUGUCCUCUGCUCCCUGACCGCCUGGCUUCUGGCGAUAGCGGGCAUGAUCGCCUACGCGCAUGGAGAACCCGGAAAGCUUGGGGGCAACCACCUCUUGCUGCCCAUCUUGGUUCACUUUCCGAUCGUGGUUUUUCUCGUGGUCUUGAUUUUCGGCCAGCAUGCUGUGCAUUGCUUGCGGCCCAUAUCGAUGUGGGUGGACCGGGCAUGCAUUCACCAGACAGACCUCGACUUCAAGCAUCGUCAGAUCCAAGCGCUCCCUGUCUUCGUCGCACGGUCCUCCUCCAUGGUGGUGCUUUGGGAUGAUGAAUACUUCAGUGAUCGCAGUGGCCAUGGAGCGGGCCAACAGGCGGUUUGCAGACGUUUGAAUGAGAAAGCGGACAGUUUGGCGACGCGGCAGCUUGCGCUGUUCAAGGGCGGCUUUGAGGACAAGGUGCGGCACUACAAGUUGUGUGGAGAUUGGGCUGCUUUGGCGCAUCGCGCCCAGCUGGAAAGGACUGCACCAUAUCGGGAAGCGCUUCUCGAUUCCUAUAAUCAUCCGCGUGCCCGCGCUUGCAGGUUGAUCGUUGGGUUUCACGGUUUCACUGGGAUGAGAUGCAUGCGCAUUCGCGCUUGCUUGUGCAUGGCCGUGCCUUCGGGCGCGGGAGAGCAUCUCUUCGGAGGUGCCAGUCUGCUGUCGCGUUUCAACAACAACAACAACAUGAUGAAUACUUCAGGAAGCUUUGGUGUCAACUAG
Messenger RNA from Symbiodinium sp. CCMP2456, 1047 nucleotides. The record is from the annotation of a GenBank genome assembly. Lineage: Eukaryota; Dinophyceae; Suessiales; Symbiodiniaceae.